Effrenium voratum is the source of this 516-nucleotide messenger RNA. The record is from the annotation of a GenBank genome assembly. Lineage: Eukaryota; Dinophyceae; Suessiales; Symbiodiniaceae.
CAAUUCCAAGUGUGGCUGCGGUAGCUGUGCGCACUACGGCUGUGGCUUACCCCGCGCAGUAGCUCUAGCUUUUUCUUGCCUUCGCUCUGUGAGGUGCCACUUUGGCUCACAGCCGGUUCGCCAUGGGUUGCGCCACCUCCGCCCCAAGGCUGGAGACGUGCGGUCGAGAGGAGACAGGUCAAUUGCCGGACAUUCACGUUAUUCAGGCUGAGGAUGUGAGGGAGGAGGGUGAGGAGGCGCUCGUGGACCACGAGUCCUCCUACUACACCAGGGAAAGGAAGGAGGGUAUGCCUAUCGGUGUGCAUGGCCCCCCAGAUCGCCGUCUGCAUGACCGGCACGUGAACAGGAUAAACAGGUUCCUCAAGGCAGCUGCAGAAGACCCGGACAGCCUCAUCUCUGCAGUAGAGCUCAGGCGCGUGAAUGGGACUGAGGAACGGUGGUGCCGGCGCCUCCGGAAAUAUCCUAAUUAGCAGGUUGGACUGAAUCGGCCAAAGGUUCGGCUUAGGCGGACACGCG